Messenger RNA from Pantherophis guttatus, 699 nucleotides. Its product is annotated as olfactory receptor 1F1-like. Gene Ontology annotation, biological process: G protein-coupled receptor signaling pathway. The record is from RefSeq and is a predicted model, not a curated record. Gene Ontology annotation, cellular component: membrane. Gene Ontology annotation, molecular function: olfactory receptor activity; G protein-coupled receptor activity. Lineage: Eukaryota; Metazoa; Chordata; Lepidosauria; Squamata; Colubridae.
UACAGUGGUUGUUUGAUGCAAAUGUAUUUCUACAUGACUUUCGCCAACACAGACAACUAUCUCUUGGCUGUGAUGGCCUAUGACCGUUAUAUGGCCAUCUGCCACCCACUGCUUUAUGCCGUACGAAUGAGCCACAAGCGCUGCCUCUUACUUGUGGCAAUCUGUUGGCUCCUGGCAUCCCUCAAUUCUGUGCUGUAUACUUUGGUAAUGUCCCCUCUCUCUUUCUGUUCCUCUAAGGAGAUCCCCCAGUUCUUCUGUGAGUUCUUCCCUUUGUUACGACUGGCAUGCUCAGACACAAGUGUUAUAGAAACUAUUUCUCUGAUUGAGAGCUAUGUAGAUGUAUUGGGUCCAUUUAUCCUCAUUGUGAUCUCCUACAUCUGCAUUUUCUGCACCAUUCUUAGAGUCCCGUCCACAAAGGGGAAACAAAAGGCUUUUUCCACAUGUGGUUCUCACUUGGGUGUGGUAGCCCUCUUCUACGGCACCCUCUGCUGGGUCUACCUGCAGCCAAACUCCAGGAGUCCAGAACAGAACAUGAUUUCUUCUCUCAUGUACACAAUGGUGACUCCCAUGCUCAACCCAUUCAUUUACACACUUAGAAACAUGGAGAUAAAAGCUGCUCUGAAAAGAUUUAUUGGAAGGAUAAAAAAGGCCAAUUUACUUCAGUUCUUUCUCUGUUCCUCAAAAUCUGCAGUUCUGUGA